AAGAUCAGAUUUGAAGAGAGAGCCACCGAUAAUGUGUAAUAUGAGGACUGACACGUAGCGGACUAAAACUGUAAAAAAGGACGAUUGGUGUUAACAUUUGGAUGGCGGAAAUAUCCCAGAACGAAAAGCGAAAUUCAUAAAUAAUUCACAGACCAUGAACUAUGUGGGUCAGCUGGCGGGUCAGGUGUUCGUGCAAGUCAAGGAGCUCUACAGGGGACUCAACCCUGCAACACUGUCUGGAUGUAUAGACGUCAUCGUGGUGAGACAGCCUGAUGGCUCCCUGCAGUGCUCCCCUUUCCACGUCCGCUUCGGCAAGAUGGGUGUGCUGCGGUCUCGUGAGAAAGUGGUGGACAUAGAGAUUAAUGGAGAGCCGGUGAGUUUGCACAUGAAGCUGGGGGAGAAUGGCGAGGCCUUCUUCGUCAAAGAAACCGAGAACACUCUGGAAGUAGUUCCGGCAUACCUCGCCACCUCACCCAUCAUGUCAGUGGGCGAGCAGUUAAUGGAGUCCCAGCUGGGCCGGGGCAGUGCGCGUCACCACGACACAAUCCCAUGCAGCUCACUCCCAGUUCAAAACUUGGGACCACAGCAAAGUGACAGCGGGGUGAACAAGAAGAGGAGAAAGAGGAGGAGGAAGGCCCGACCAGAUGCAGGUGGAGGAGUGGUGAGGAGAGAGGAGAGCGGAGAAGAGUUUUCGGAUGAAGAGGACAUGUUUACCAUUGACCUGAGCUCAGAUGAGGAGAGAGACGGGGAAAGCAGCAGACCUGUGUAUGGGGAUCAAGGGUCUACACACACACGCCCCAGCACUGAUUGGAUCCGCUCACAGAGUAAAGGUAUUCAGGAGACUCUCUCCAUCCCUCCAAUGUGUGGUCUGUCCAUCUCUUGUCCUCAGCAGACCUCUCACUUCCCUUCCUCUAUUAGUAGUCCUGAUGAUUCUCGGUCAUCAACACCAAAAAGCGACUCAGAGUUAAACAAUCAGAACAAAGACAACCCUGAGAUGCUGUGGACCUGGGGGGAGCUGCCACAGGCUGCACAGCCAUCCUUCCUUACUUCCCACCAGAAGCAGGAUCCAGCCUCAGCAGUCUCCAUCCCAGUGUCUACCAGCACUCACUUCAGAGCCAUCAAUGACACUGAACCCCCCUCCCUUACUCUCUAUGCUCCCCAGCCAGGAGAGACUCAGAAUGGAGACAAGGACACUAAGACUGGGCACAGGGUUGGAGGAGGGCAAGAGAGAGCAGUGGAUAGUGUUGGGCCACUGUGUGCAGAGAUGGAAAGUAUAACAGCUGGCUCAGCAUCUCCAAGGAUGCUCCUCGAUCACCUUGACGAAGGUAGAAACAGAGGAAGCCCCAUCAGAGGAACAGAUUCACCAUCCAAGAGGAAAGAAAAGAGAAGCCAACACCUGGGUGAAGAUGGCAUGUACCUUGAUGACAUUACAGAGCUGGAGCCUGACGUUGCCGCUCUGUACUUCCCUAAAAGUGAUGGAGGCAGCAACUCUAUGAAAUUGGACUCAGAGAUGAUGAUGAUGGCAGUGCGCAGUGCUAACCAGUCCCCACAGUCAGUGGGAAGCAGUGGGAUGGACAGCGGUGUCGACAGUUUGUCAGACCAGAUGGGGGACCUGCCUCAUGUUGCCAUCUCUUUGUGUGGAGGACUCACAGACAACAUAGAGAUCACAAGAGACCAGUUCCAGGAGAGGGCAAUUUCUUACCAGCAGUUUUCUGAAAACCCUUCUUUAAUCGAUGAUCCUAACCUGGUGGUCAAGAUAGGAAACAAGUACUACAACUGGAACACAGCAGCUCCUGUCAUGUUGGCCAUGCAGGUCUAUCAGAAACCACUGCCGCAGGCCUCAGUGGAGAGCAUCAUGAAGGACAAGAUGCCAAAAAAAGGAGGACGCUGGUGGUUUUCAUGGAGGAGCAGGAACAGUGACUCCAAAUCCGAAUCAGUGAUGGAGGCAGGGGGAGACCAAGGAGAGAGCUCACUCACAAUGCCCUCAGUGAACAGAGUGAAGGAUGAGUCAUCCUCCAGUGAUGAAGAACACAGAUUGUCCAAUCAGGCAUCAGGGUCCUGCCUGUCUGAUCCCCUCAUGAGUUCAGCCAGUAUUUGCUAUAAGAAGACUCUACGGCUCACCUCAGAGCAGCUGGCUAGCUUGCAGCUAAAGGAGGGUCCUAAUGAGGUCGUGUUCAGUGUGACCACUCAGUAUCAGGGCACCUGCCGCUGCCAUGGCACUAUCUAUCUCUGGAACUGGGAUGACAAGAUAGUCAUCUCAGAUAUCGAUGGGACAAUCACAAGGUCAGACACACUGGGUCACAUCCUCCCCACACUGGGUAAAGACUGGACACACCAGGGAAUCGCACGUCUCUACCACAAAGUCAGCCAGAAUGGAUAUAAAUUCAUGUACUGUUCAGCGAGGGCUAUUGGCAUGGCUGAUAUGACACGAGGCUACUUGCACUGGGUCAAUGAGAGGGGAACCAUGCUGCCAUUGGGCCCAGUGCUACUCAGUCCCAGCAGCCUUUUCUCUGCCUUGCACAGGGAGGUGAUUGAGAAAAAACCAGAGAAGUUUAAGAUCGAGUGUCUCAAUGACAUAAAGCACCUUUUCUACCCUAACACUGAACCUUUCUAUGCUGCUUUCGGCAACAGAGCUACGGAUGUGUAUUCCUACAAAGAAGUGGGAGUUCCUUUGAACAGGAUUUUCACUGUAAAUCCUAAGGGGGAGCUGGUUCAGGAGCACGCCAAAACCAGCAUCUCUUCGUUCGGUGGUCUGUGUGAAGUGGUUGAUCAUGUUUUCCCCAUCUUGGGUCAAGAUGAUGGAGCAGGCUUCCCCCGUGAUGACACCUUUGGCCAGUGCAACUAUUGGAACGAACAAGUUUCUGAUGGCACCAACCAGGAAGAAGACCUACCACAGCCCCUUGAAACAAGCUGAGGAAACCCAGAUAAAUCCAGCACUGAGGAUGCAGCUUUUCUCCACAUUGCAGUCAGUGGUAUUCUGAUUACAGUGUAAAGCUGGCUGCUGUGAUAAGGAUUAAGUAUGCUGAUUAUUAUAUGAUCAAAGACUAACCUGAGAAUUCAGCCAAAAAGCUUACACUGAGCUAUCAGGAAGGAUGCCACUUAUAAUACGUUACUGAGAUUACUUAUUCAAAGUAUAUGAAUGUCUUUCACAGUCCUCCAAUAACAGUGUCAAUACAAACUGCUGGGUCCUUUGCAAAUAGGACCCAGAAUCUCAGAUACAUUUCAGCAGCUACUUUGGAGUGAGGCCAACUAAUGGUUCUUCCUGAGGUCAACACAGGGACUCACAUAUAACACAUAUAUAAGUGCACUGAUUCACAUAAACAUAUACAGAAUCAUUCACACAAAUAUACCACAAAUAAACCCAUACACAGUACACCCCCUCAGUAUGAUGCCUGUCACUGCACGUUUUAUAAGCCAACUAAGAGCUAACUACAUUCAAUUAUCUAUGUUUUUUCUGGUGGAUUGUAAAACUGGCAUACACCACUAUAAUUUUGACAUGUUGGAAUAGUGGUUUAGACACACUAUAACUUUUUAGAGUGUUAUAUCAGACGUGAUAUAAUAGAAAAAUGUACUAAAGCUGAGGGAAGCAUCCAUGGAAAUCUACCAAAACAUCAAAUCUUACCAUAUAAUGAAACAUAAAAUGCUUCACAGAAAUUCUCAACCCACCAGUUUAACUACACAACUGGCUUCAAUGACUGACAUGAAAGUCAUUGAAAUGCACAAGAACUAAUCAAAUCGCAUAUAAAACUGUUGUCUCAUUACUCAUUUGUAAUAUUUUUCAAGAGCUGUUUUUCCCCAGUUACACUUACAAGCAAUAUUUUCACUGAAAAGUAGGGAGUAGGGACUUGCUUCAAGUUUUCUUUACUUAAACGUUACUUUACUGACCUCAGGUGUGACAGCACAACACUUUGCAACACAAACAGCACUUCACUUUACAGUUACAUCAUUCAGAUCAUGCAAAAAUAGCACAGAAAGUGUAACCAGUCACCUCCUGUGCAACGUGUGUGGUCCACUGACCGACAGACUGUGAAAAAUGUGACUAUGGCACAUUUUCUUACCAGGGUACAGUGACAAUACUCAAGAUAAAUGCAGUGCAAUGCAAAUAACGUCAGUCUGUUUUUAUAUUUUAACUCCAAUGACAUGCUAGAAUAUAAUGUAUGAAUCACUCAUGUGUAUGUUAUUCUAAUGACUAAUGCUCAUCAAUGCAAAUACUGUACAGCCCUUAUAGGACAUACAGUCAAUUAUUUUUAGUUUUGUAAUGUUAUUACUGUACAGAUCAAAAUACUUUUACAGCACUUAUCUGUUUUGUAGUGAGAUUUAAAAAGAGUCCAUUCAGAUGCUAAACAAAUUCUCUACUCAAACACAGCUACUUUUUGGUUGUUGUUCUGCAUAUAUCUUUUUAAAUCUUUCAUCAAAUCCUAAUUUUUCUUCUCACUGAUCAUUUGAAUCUACUGUACUUCAUUUCUAUGACAUGGAAAUCAGUUUAUUUUAACCACAUGUAUAACUUUAAAUGGGAAAACCACUGUAAAUAAUAAUUAACAUACAUUUUUAGAAAAUAUUAAGUAAACUAUAAAAAAAUUAAAAAAAAGUAUGGAUAUUUAAAAUACUUUGUUAGUGGUGCUCAUUCAAAUGCACUUGCAGCCAUACAAUGCUUUUCUACCAGCUGCCUCUGGUCGUACUCAGAGGUGGAAGUUUCACAACAAAGUGACCACUAAAGCAAGAGGUCAGCUUGCAGUGUAUUAGACAAACCAGUGGGUUGAUUUAUUUUUAACUCUUGCAUUGUGUUUUAUUCUUUCUCAACAAAAUGUUUGAUGAUACCUAUACCUCUUGCAACAAACAGAGGAAUACUACCACCUCACAUAAAACCUCCUCUGUUCAUGUUAUUGCAAAAAUGUUUCGUUCUAAGCAACUUUGAAUGCAAAACUGUUUCAAGAAAUGGUAAAAAAAAAAAAAAAAAGUUCUCAAAGUAAAUCAUCUGAUUUUAGUUCAAGUGUAUGAGGAUCUUUGUACUCUGCAUUUAAUGUAUCCCAUAUCUAAAAAAAAAAAGGUUGAAAAAAAGCAGAGUACUGUCAAUGAGCCCUCGGUUGUUUGUGACUGAGUCUUAUCUGAUGUUAUAUACUCUGUGUGUAUAUGUUUGAGUCUGUACUGUGAAUGACUUUGUCUAAAGGAAAAACUAAUCAGGAAUUAACCUUGAGUUAGAUCUAAAGAUAUUGAUAACAUGCCUGUAGUCCAGAGUGGUUUGUGAGGGAGAAAAAUGCAAAGGACGCAUGCUGUUGUAAAGUGAGGAUGCAUAUUUACAUGGAUGUUAUGAUCACUGUCGAAUAACUAGAUCUUUUGCCUCAUGUACCUCGGUUUAACAAAAGAGAAAAGGUGAUUGCGUAUUUUGGCUUACAAAUCUCACAAUGCUAAAAAAAGUUCCCUGCAAUUAGGGUAUCAAUCUGAAACUAUGACUAUAAGGCUUGGCAUCAUUUAUUGGUGUUUUUAGUAUAUGGGACUUGUAGACAUGUUGUAAUAAUUCAGGCUCUAAGUACAAUCUGAUCAGUUUUGAGAUCAGAUUUUUCUCAACAUCAUGUGAAAAAAGUAAAACAAUGUCAAAAGUGUAAGUUCUUUUGAAAUAAGUCAAAAAGAGAAAAUGCUUUCCUCUUUUAAUGGAACCAUGCGCGUCCCUAUCGUUUAAUGUGAAUCAUCUUUUAGAUGUUUAGCAUCAAAUUCUUUCUAUGAAAGAUUUAUUUAAGCUCUGGAUCAGUUAUCCAGUCCUUCUCUGUGUUGACAUGGAUAUUGUUCUAGUUUGCCAUCCCAUGUAAAACAGCAGCCUAUGAUGCAGUGUGCAGUGCAAGCUAUAAUGAACAGCGUCUGUACAAUGGACACAUUUUUCAAUAAACUCAAAGGUGAUUGCUUCUUGA
Notolabrus celidotus (New Zealand spotty) is the source of this 5903-nucleotide messenger RNA. It is a transcript of the gene lpin1, whose product is annotated as lipin 1. Gene Ontology annotation, molecular function: transcription coactivator activity; phosphatidate phosphatase activity. Bases 155 to 2914 code for a protein of 919 amino acids. The transcript has 23 exons. NCBI's taxonomy places the organism in Eukaryota, Metazoa, Chordata, Actinopteri, Labriformes, Labridae. Gene Ontology annotation, biological process: triglyceride biosynthetic process; fatty acid catabolic process; cellular response to insulin stimulus. The record is from RefSeq and is a predicted model, not a curated record. Gene Ontology annotation, cellular component: mitochondrial outer membrane; nucleus.